AUGUCAUUCCCUUUCACCAUCACAGAGCAUCUCAUCGAUGCCCAAUACAUCCGAGAAUACCCUCGAGCCACGACCAUUCAAAAUGCACCCUUGAAGCUCUGCAUCAAACAAUAUACUCCGUUCGACAAUCCUGAGCCUCAACCUGGUGAUCUCACCAUCGUCGCCGCUCAUGGAACAGGUUUCGCAAAGGAACUCUAUGAACCUCUCUGGGAAGAGCUUUAUGCACGAAGCAAAAAAGAGGGAUUUCGCAUCCGCUCCAUCUGGAUCGCUGAUGCGGCCAAUCAAGGCGCCAGUGGCAUCCACAACGAGAACUAUCUGGGAAAUGACCCAUCAUGGACCGAUCACAGCCGCGACAUGCUGCUCAUGAUCAACCAGUUCCGAGACAAGAUGCCCAGACCUAUCAUGGGGGUAGGGCAUAGUGUGGGCGGGACACAGCUAGUCCUUCUCUCGGUGAUCCACCCCCGGCUAUUUACCUCCCUCCUGCUGGUCGAACCAUACAUCAUCGACAGCAGCCUUGAUGGAAAUGGCCCGCAUCUCGUGUUCAUGACCGCAAAGAAACGCGACACAUGGCCCUCGCGGGCUGCGGCAGCGGAGAAAGCGCGCAAGUAUCUCCGGUUCUGGGACCCGCGUGUGCUCGAUCGCUUCGCCCGAUGGGGAUAUCGCGAUAUUCCCACAGUAACACAUCCUCAGGAAAGCCAGACGAUCGACUCAGGGCGGCCUGUGACGUUGGCCACGACGAAAUAUCAGGAAGCGAUGAUGUACACCCGUGCUAACCCGCGUCGCCACCAGCAGCUAGGCCUGCCCGAUGAACACAACAAGAGUGAGAACGAUGGCCCCAGUCCACCGCACGACCCACUAUUUUUCCCAGAUAUACUUGGAGGGUUACUUCCUAAUCAGCGAGCGUAUCGACCGGAGCCAAUUCUGGCAGGGAGAGUGUUACCGUAUCUUCGACCAUCAGUGCUCUUCCUGUGCGGAGCACAGAGUCCACUGAGCAAGUCUGGGGCGCAUGUUCGCAUGGCGAAGAGGACGGGUACCGAUUUUGGAGGGAGCGGUGGCAUGAACCAUGGCCGAGUGAGGCAUCUGUCGAUUGAAAAGGCUGGGCACACCCUGCCCCUCGAGAAGGUUUCCGAGACGGCAGAAGAACUUGGGCCGUGGAUCAAACAGGAGCUGCAGCAAUGGAAGGAGGACGAGCGGCGCAUUGCUGAGGGAUGGGAAGGGUUGUCGACCCGGGAGAGAUCUAUGUUCUCAAAUGACUGGAAGAGGGUGGUGGCGGAGACGAUGAACGAACCGGCGAUCGAGAAACUGUCGAAGUUGUCGAAGUUGUAG
Aspergillus heteromorphus CBS 117.55 is the source of this 1326-nucleotide messenger RNA. Its product is annotated as toxin biosynthesis protein. The transcript has 4 exons. The record is from RefSeq and is a predicted model, not a curated record. Bases 1 to 1326 code for a protein of 441 amino acids. NCBI's taxonomy places the organism in Eukaryota, Fungi, Ascomycota, Eurotiomycetes, Eurotiales, Aspergillaceae.